AUGGCGCCACCUGGAUCUGACAGAACGCGCCACUUACAGCAGUACCGAACGGCGACGCAAACCCGUCGCGGCGCCCGCAGUGGCUACCCGGCGGAACAUGACGACUUUGAAGGUCUUCCCGUGCGACAAUGGCGCCAGGAAUGGGUAAACGUCGCGCCGCCGGCGCCGCAAGAGACAUCGCAGCAGAACGACCGCUGGGCCAUUGAGCUUCCUUACGGCAUGCCCAAGGAGUACCCUCUUCUCCCGCCUCAUAGCCAGGAACUCCUCCGCGCCGCACGGUCCGGCCGUCUCUACAAGCGCCCUGCGCCCCUCGAUGACGAAGAUGGCGAUGUUGACGCCGAAAUCAGCAAGGGAGACAAGAAAGAGUCGGACGCGGCCGUUGAUGGGUUUAUGGUCAAGAUGUGGAAGCAGAUGCCGCGCAACGUCGAGAGCCCCACCGUAUCACAUCUAGCGAAGCGACACAAGAACACGGUGACGCUGGCCUCAACGGCCAUCGCGGCGCAGAUCUCUGGGCCGACAGUCACGAGGGCAACAGUGCGCCGCAUCGACGCCGCCGGCAAUCCCUACGAGCAGACCGUCACCCUUGCCGCAGGCCAGCAGGUUGAUGGCGAGAUCAUCCACACGACCGUCGUCCCUGCUCCAGUCGCCGCGAAGCCAGAGCUGACGGCCCAACAACCUGCGCCGCAAAGAAGACGGCCACCCCCGCCAAAGCGGAAGGCCAAGGGCCCUGGCCGCGGGCGCAAGAAGGGUGCGCCAAAGCUGCCGUUGCCGGUUCCGGUGCCUUCCCAGGUCAUACCACAAGUCGGCGCUGUUACCACUAACGAGACAACCGGAAUCAAGACCGAGCCUGUUGGCGCUGAGGCGGUCAAGAUAGAAGACAACGAAGAUAGCGCGAACCAGGACAGCGAGAUGGCGGAUAACUCAGCCAUGCCCUCGGACGACGAAGAAGGGGAUGACGGAGAAGACGAAGGCGACGACAACGGCGACGAAGAUGAUGGAACGCCUGAGAUUGAGAACAGUGUGAACCCGGAUCCCGACCAGGACCAGGACGUCGAGAUGGAGGACUCGGAGGCGUCCGAGGUCAUCCGGCCCAGCUCUAUCGAGGAGCCCGACGAACGGUCUUCGGUACCCGCAGCCUCGGCCUCGACCGAGGACGAGGAAGUUACAAUUCCAAAGGUCCGCUUCGCACCGCCAUCAGGCCUUGUUAACCUGGCGGCACCGCUCGUCCCGAUACACCUAUCAUCGCCCAGGCUCGAGGGCAGCCCGCUCAAGAACGUCAUUAUCCAGUCGCCGACUGAACCGUCGCCCGUCAUCUCGCCCCAUGCGCCGGGCUUCUUCGAAAUGAAUACUAGCAUGCCCAUGGAAAUCAGCAACCCGCCAGCUCCCGUGGAUGUGACUGAUGUCUCUGAAGCAGCGGUGGAUAGCUCACUCGAUGACAUCAUUCAAAUGGACGAAGUUUCUGGCCAAGAACCUGUCACGCAGGUGAAUUGUACACAGCCAGAAGACGUGGCCAUGGAUCUGACAGAUAAUGUGCCAAGUGAUUCUGGUGCUGUGGCGGCCGGUGAUUUCUCGGACCCUAUGCUCUUCAAGGCGGAAGACCUACUGCGAGAACCUGUCACCACCAUUGCUCCCGAGUCAGUCGCCGAGCCAGUCGCCGAGUCAGUCGCCGAGCCAGUCGCCGAGUCAGUCGCCGAGCCAGUCGCCGAGCCAGUCGCCGAGCCAGUCGCCGAGCCAGCUACAAGCACAGUGGCUGGCGCACCGCAUGAAGUUCCGAGUUUCGAAGCUGCUGUUCCUCCCGCUCCAGUUCUCGAUACUCCCGAGAUUGCGGAUGCGCCGCCGCCUGCCCCUGUCCCAUCCCCUGUCUCAGCCCCUGUCCCAGCCCUUGAGAUUCCCGAGGCGACGAUAGACAUUGAAGGGCUAUUAGAGCCAUUAUCUACGCCGAUAGAUGCGCCAGCGCUGCCAGAUCCGACGCCUGUCCCUCUAGUAGUGGAAGAGCUCGCCAUCGUCGAAGAGGUCCUGCAGCCUCCUGCCUCCCCCGCUCUGCUCCCCGCCGCUGUAGCAGAGGAAGAGGACGACGGGCUGAAUCUGCUCGGCAGCCUCGAGCGCGAGCUGGAUCGCCAGGAAGGCAUGAGCAAUGCCAGCAGCCGGGAAGAGGCCGCAAACCGGCAGCAGGCGGCGGUUACUGAUGCUGCUGCCGACACUGCUGCUGGUGCCGCUGGCGGUGGCGCUGGCGUUAAUGCAGGUGCUGCUGCUGUGGUUAAUGAAGGUGCUGUUGUCGGUGCUGAUGCUGCCACUGGUUCUGGCGAGCCGGCCACGGCGGGUCCUCCUCCAGAAUGA
Lasiosphaeria miniovina is the source of this 2337-nucleotide messenger RNA. RefSeq lists its product as uncharacterized. The record is from RefSeq and is a predicted model, not a curated record. The coding region runs from base 1 to 2337 and encodes 778 amino acids. Lineage: Eukaryota; Fungi; Ascomycota; Sordariomycetes; Sordariales; Lasiosphaeriaceae. The transcript is spliced from 3 exons.